Molecule: messenger RNA, 1998 nt
Organism: Culex pipiens pallens (northern house mosquito)
Lineage: Eukaryota; Metazoa; Arthropoda; Insecta; Diptera; Culicidae
Product: protein ABHD11-like
Exons: 4
Coding region: 113-1039 (308 amino acids)
Cellular component (GO): mitochondrion
Source: RefSeq, a predicted model, not a curated record
GCAGGUUUCAAGAGAGUUGGCAUUACAUAAAACUGUUUGUUUUUAUUCUGUGUUGAAUCGAUAGUACAUAAGCGAAUCUCUGGAUCGGUCCUGUUAAAACAGGUGCUUAAAAAUGCUCGGAAAUAUCUUGAAAACCGUUACUGCCGCCCCAUGCUGCACCUCUUCAGUAAGAUAUAUGUCCACUACUAACCCCCUGCGAUACCUUGCCCCGGUGGAGCUAUCCUACACGGUGUACGACAAAGUGGCCUCGGAUUCUUCCACCCCGCCAGUCCUCGUCCUCCACGGUUUGUUCGGUUCAAAAGCCAACUGGAACAGCUUGAGCAAGGCCUUUCACCAGAAAACCAAACCCAUUCGUAAGAUCUACUCGAUUGACGCGCGGAACCACGGCGACAGCCCCCACUCGGAUGUCCACUCGUACGAGCACAUGGUCGCGGAUUUGGUGGCGCUGUACGAAAAGCUUGGAAUUGACAAGGCCUCCGUAAUCGGUCAUAGCAUGGGCGGCCGAGCCAUGAUGCUGCUUGCGCUUAAAUACCCUCAACUGAUCGACCGUGCCGUCAUCGUGGACAUUUCGCCAACGACCGGCCUCGGCACGAGCAACACUAACAUCCCGCUCUUCCUGCAGUCGAUGAAGCAGAUUCAAAUCGCGCCGGAAGAAACGAUCCACCAGGCGCGGAAAACGGCCGAUACGCAGCUGGCGAAAAUUAUCGCCGAAAAGCCGUUGAGAGAUUUCUUGAUUACGAAUUUAGUGAAAUCCGACGAGGAUGGAAGCUUUCGGUGGCGGAUCAAUCUGGACGCUUUGGAGACCAACUUCAACUCGGGAGUGGCACAGUUCCCCGACGUGGACGGGUUGAGAUUUGAUGGGCCGACACUAUUUAUCGCGGGAGGCCGAUCUGAUUACAUCAAACCCUCGGAUAUCCCGGUAAUCAAGAAGCUGUUUCCGCAAGCGGAGGUCAAAGUCGUCGAAGGAGCAGGUCAUUGGGUGCACAGUGAAAAGUCGGCGGAGUUUGCAAAGUUGGUGCUAGACUUUUUAAAUGCUUAACUUAUUAUUAUUUUUUUAGACGAAUUACAUAAAGUCAAUAAACUUCAAUAGGGGCAGAAUGGCCCGCCUAAGUAAAAUGCGCCAAAAACCAUAGAAAAACAUGAAAACUUAUGAAUUCAGUGUAGUAGGCUUAUGCUUUGGGAUGUUCCCUUCAAUGUUGUAUACUUGAUUGAUGAAAAUUUUUAGCUUAAAACUAUUUUUGAGCCACUUUAAAAAAAAAUUUUUUUCGACUUCUUUUCCAGGGUGCGGGGCAGAAUGGGCCACCUUAGAAAACGAUCCAUUUCGUCUAAUACAACGUUGAAGGGAGAUAAGAAAUGACUUAAGGUACCUUUCUAACAUAGUUUCCAUGAAGUUAGACCACUUUUAUAAAAAUAGUCACUUACCAAAACAAACUUUUUUGAACAUAGUGUUAAUAUGUUGAAAUAAGACACUAUUUUAACAAAUAAUCGUCAAAACAACUGAAAAAUCAACUAUUGUUGCAUUAAAGGUGAUUUGUGAAGCUACCAGGAGUGAAAUAAUCCAUUUAAUCCAAAUUUCAUAACUUUUCAUUGUUCUUAUAAGGCAGGAUAAGGGUGGUCCAUUCUGCCCCCAAGUGGAUUUUAGAUUAACACUUCCACCACCAAGCCUCUAUAUGAUUUCAAGGUUCCGUUGUUGUUUGUAUACCUUGGUAGUAACAUCUAGUAGCAUUAUAAGCAUAGAACAAACUUUUUCAAACAGUUCAGCUUUUCAGAAAGCUUAUUUAGAAACCUCGAAAUAAACAACAUUUGCGUGGUUUUGUCAAUAAAUUUACAUUUCUGCUCAUAAUUUGAAAAAUACAAUGAAUUCAAACGUCGUUUUCGGUAUGGUGAUGUUAUUUGACGUCCUUUAUAAGACCCUUGCCUUACAAUUGGUCUAAAUCCAUUCUAAAGCCCAAAACCAAGGGUGGCCCAUUCUGCCCCCCUGGUCCAUUCUGCCCCCCC